AUGGACGAGCUAGCGGCGCUGGGCAGACGGGCGGCAAGGGGGGUGGGCGAGGAAGGAGAGGGAGGACACCACCGUGGGGUGGGCGAGCUGGCAGUGCAGGGCGUGGACAGCGAAGAGGAGAGUGGGGUGGGGGAGGGGCAGGAUCAGGGGGAGGAAGAAGUGGAGAGUGCAAGGAUAGGUGCACCGUGCGCGGGAGCGGGGCGUGCGAGUGAGUGGCCCGGAGAGGCGCGUGGUGAGCUGGCGGUCGCUGACCAGAGAGCAGUGGGCGGGCGAGCGUCAUCCCAACCAUCUAUCGAGCUCCUUGCUCUCCCUGCCACGUUACUCUGUGCCGCCGCCCGCCCAACCCCUCCUCUGCGCGCCUCGCCCGCACUGCUGUGCGCCUCUCAUACGCUGCUGCCGCUGGGAGACGACUUGGGGGCAGCAUGGGGGGGAGAAUGGGAGGGAGGGAGUGAGGGGGGAGAAGGGGGGGAAGGGGGGGAAGGGGGGGGGCACCCGGACAUGGAGGAAUUGUGGCGGCCAGCAACAGGAACAGGCAGCAUAGGCAGCAUGGGAAGCACGGGCAGUAGAGGCAGCAUAUUUGGGAGGAGAGCGAGCAUGGAGGAGGGGCGUGCACGACUGCUGGCAGCUGAUGCAGCACUCACGGAUGCCAUUCUCACGGGCGUGAUCAUGCCCACACCCACCUCCUCUUCCCUGGGCUUCCCCCAGUGCCCGCAGCAUGGCAGCACCGCGAGUGCCCACAACGGCGGUGGCGGCGGCAUGGUGGGCAGUAGUGUGGAUUGCUGUCACAGUAUCAGCGUGGCCAUGAGGCGGCGCAGCCUUGGCAGCAGUGGCAGCGCCAUGGUGCUGCAGAGACAGGCAGCUUCUAGCAGUUGCAGGCCCGUGUCCCAAACAUCUCCUUCCCUCAGUUGCCCUCUCCAUGAGCCUCACAUCCCUCUACGCCAUGUUACCAUGGUGAAGGCAUGGCUCUGCUACGCGCAGCUUCUAGCACAACAGUAG
Molecule: messenger RNA, 996 nt
Organism: Closterium sp. Naga37s-1
Lineage: Eukaryota; Viridiplantae; Streptophyta; Zygnematophyceae; Desmidiales; Closteriaceae
Source: the annotation of a GenBank genome assembly